Passer montanus (Eurasian tree sparrow) is the source of this 2101-nucleotide messenger RNA. RefSeq names its product ectonucleoside triphosphate diphosphohydrolase 8-like. Gene Ontology annotation, cellular component: plasma membrane. The transcript is spliced from 8 exons. The coding region runs from base 301 to 1827 and encodes 508 amino acids. Gene Ontology annotation, molecular function: UDP phosphatase activity; GDP phosphatase activity. The record is from RefSeq and is a predicted model, not a curated record. NCBI's taxonomy places the organism in Eukaryota, Metazoa, Chordata, Aves, Passeriformes, Passeridae. Gene Ontology annotation, biological process: nucleoside diphosphate catabolic process.
CUGGCUCGGCCUGCAGCAGGACGUGGGGGUCCCGCAGAGCCGGGUGACAGCAGGGUGGCAGCAGGGUGACAGGGCAGGCUCGGCCCCUCACGGCGUUUGUGCCACAGGUCUGGCAGAGUGUCUGAGGCUGCGGAGCUCAGCUGCUGCCCCCGGCGCCGGGAGCUCGCAGGCUCGGGGGCAGGGGCUGCCUGGGAUCUAUCUGUCCCCUCGCUGAUCUCCGCGGGCAGCGCAGCCCCCCCGCGCCCGGGCUGAGCGCGCCAGGCUGUGCCGCUCCUUCAGCAGCGAAGUGGUUAAUGCCGGAUGCUCUUUCCACCCCGGCUGUCCAGCCCCAGCCCCGCUGCCUCCCGGACAAGCGCUCUCCUGGGCAGGUUGCUGGUCCGGGGCCAAGGGGAGGGCCACGCCGGCGAGGCAGCCUUUGUCCCAGGAGCGGGCUCCCGGCUCCAGGUUGGAGGAGGAAUGGGCUCCAAAGCCAAGGCCAUUGCCAGUCUCCUGGCAGCCACCUGUGUCUGCAGCGUCAUCGCCCUCAUUCUGAGCGUUGUGGAUGUGAAGGAUGUGUUUCUGCCCCCCAGCACCAAGGUAGGGUCCUUGGGAGGAGCACAGCUCUCACUGGGCUGCUGGCUACCGUUAGGUGUUGGGUUUUGCCUGGGUUUCAGGCAGGCUGUGCUGUUUGUCACCAACAUGGGGACAACAGCCUGCACAGACAGGAGCAGGUCUGGUGUUUGUGCCUUUGCUGGCAGGGAGGAGAACAGCAGCAAGGCCGAGCAGGUCUUGGCCCAGGUGUCCGAGGCCAUUGGGGAGUACCCCGUGGAUUUCCGCGGAGCCCGGAUCCUGACGGGCAGCGAGGAGGGCUCCUUUGGCUGGAUCACUGUCAACUACCUGCUGGAGACCCUGGUCAAGUUCUCGUUUGCAGAGAAGUGGGAACAUCCCCAGGACACCGAGGUGCUGGGAGCUCUGGACCUUGGCGGUGCCUCGACGCAGAUCACCUUCCAGCCCGGGGUCCCCGUGGAGGACAGGAACACGUCCGUGUUCUUCCGGCUCUACGGCACCAACUACUCCCUGUACAGCCACAGCUACCUGUGCUACGGGCAGAGCCAGGCCCUGAAGAUGCUGCUGGCAGCUCUGCACCAGGCCAGCUCGAGUGCUCAGAUCCUUCACCCCUGCUACCCCCGGGGGUACCAGGAGAACAUCACCGUGGCAGAGCUGUACGACAGCCCCUGUGUGCGUGCGCCGAGCUCAGCCAGGCCUGGCCAUGUCCUCACGGUGACGGGCACAGGGGACCCAGCCGCGUGUGGCACGGCCGUCCGGAGACUCUUCAACUUCAGCUGCGGGGCACGGGGCCCGUGCGGGUUCAAUGGGGUCUAUCAGCCCCCCGUGCGGGGACAGUUCUUCGCCUUUGCUGGGUUCUACUACACCUUCAGCUUCCUGAACCUGACCCGCCAGCAGUCUCUGAGUGAAGUCAACACCACAGUCCUGUCCUUCUGCAGAAGGAACUGGACAGAGCUGGUGCAGAGCUUCCCGAAUGAUUUGAAGUACCUGCACACCUACUGCUCUGUGGCCUUUUACAUCAUGACGCUGCUGCUCGAUGGCUACAAGUUCAACGAGCACACCUGGAGCAACAUCCACUUUAGCAGGCAGGCAGCAAACACAGACAUCGGGUGGACACUGGGCUUCAUGCUGAACUUGACCAACAUGAUCCCUGCUGAGGCUCUGCAGCAUGUCAAGGGCCACCAGCCCGGCCUGUGGGCAGGGGCCGUCUCCUUCCUUGUACUGGCCAUCGUGGCAGGCCUGGUGGCUGUUUUCCUACACUGUUUCUGGAAAACAAAGUAGCUCCCAGCCUCCUGACUAGAGGCAUGCUAGGCAUCCUGCCUACUAAACCAGGCAGGGAAGUGGUGCAGAAGAGGUGGAAAAUGGAGAAGAAUGAAGGCAUUAGACCCAUCUCCAUUGCUCAGGAGAUCUGACUGGGUCAUCUCUGUGAAUGUAGAAGAUGACUUGAUCUCUCUCCAAGAGGACAACUCCUUUAAUCUGACUGCCAAAAGCUCAUUGAGACUUGUUGGCGGGAUGAAGCAAAAAAAAAUCAACCUAGAAAUAAAAUCAGUUUUGU